This is a messenger RNA of Miscanthus lutarioriparius, 387 nucleotides long. Lineage: Eukaryota; Viridiplantae; Streptophyta; Magnoliopsida; Poales; Poaceae. The record is from the annotation of a GenBank genome assembly.
AUGCAGAGGGAUUCCACGGAGAAGACAGCGCUGGCCGUGGCCGCUACAGCCGCCGUCGAUCUGACCAACCUGUUCUUCCUCCUCCGCGGCGACACCGACACCGACACCGAGCGGCAGCGGCGCUGGGGCUGGACCGGAGGAAUCUCCGUGCUGUUGGCGUUCGCGGCUCUCCUGUCCGCCGCCGGCCUCGUGCUCGUUCUCCUCCAUACCACGGUCGUCGUCUCCGCAGCGCGCCGGCGGGUCCUCUUGGUGGCUUCCGCGGCGGCGCUGUUCGUGGCAUCGGCCGGCACGGUCCUCCUCGCCCUGCUGGACGCCCAAGGGUUGCCCGAUGAGCUGUAUCCUGUAGCACACACCUUUUUUUUUAGCACUAUAGCACACACCUGGUGA